Molecule: messenger RNA, 2912 nt
Organism: Anoplophora glabripennis (Asian longhorned beetle)
Lineage: Eukaryota; Metazoa; Arthropoda; Insecta; Coleoptera; Cerambycidae
Gene: Vha100-1
Product: V-type proton ATPase 116 kDa subunit a
Exons: 15
Coding region: 164-2752 (862 amino acids)
Biological process (GO): proton transmembrane transport; vacuolar acidification
Cellular component (GO): plasma membrane; vacuolar proton-transporting V-type ATPase complex; vacuolar proton-transporting V-type ATPase, V0 domain
Molecular function (GO): ATPase binding; proton-transporting ATPase activity, rotational mechanism
Source: RefSeq, a predicted model, not a curated record
UUCUAAAGAGGGGUGGAAUUGAGGAGUGGAAUAUCGCUGUCAUUACUCAUUCGCUUUCAAUUGGAAAUAGGAAGUACAAGUUGAUCUACAUAAAAGUGUUGUAUUGUUCAGUAUACUGUAUUUUUAUUAGUUCAAGGGUAAAGUGUGUCAAAAAACUACAAAAAUGGGCUCCUUAUUUCGGAGUGCUGAAAUGACACUAUGUCAGUUAUUUUUGCAAAGUGAAGCUGCAUAUGCUUGUGUAUCGGAACUUGGUGAACUCGGCCUUGUCCAAUUUAGAGAUCUAAAUCCUGAUGUGAACGCUUUCCAACGGAAAUUUGUUAAUGAAGUGAGGCGUUGCGAUGAAAUGGAAAGAAAAUUGCGUUACCUAGAAAAGGAAAUAAAGAAAGAUGGUAUUCCUAUGCUUGAUACAGGGGAAAACCCAGAAGCUCCUCAACCUAGAGAAAUGAUUGAUUUAGAGGCCACAUUUGAGAAACUUGAAAACGAACUUCGGGAAGUUAAUCAGAAUGCAGAAGCACUGAAGAGAAAUUUUUUGGAAUUAACAGAACUUAAGCAGAUAUUGCGCAAAACCCAAGUCUUCUUCGAUGAACACGAGGGGGGUGCAAACCCCACUGAGUCUAUGACCAGGGCCCUCAUUAGUGACGACUGUAUAGCCCGACAAAGCACCCUAGGCCCCGUGCAAUUGGGUUUUCCGGAAAAAGAUUUUGACCCAGAGGAGUACUUUCCAUGUUUUGUUGCUGGGGUUAUACUGCGAGAACGUAUUCCUGCUUUUGAACGAAUGUUAUGGAGAGCUUGUCGAGGAAAUGUAUUUUUACGUCAAGCAGAAAUUGAAACUCCCUUAGAGGACCCAUCAACUAGUGAUCAAGUCUACAAGUCUGUUUUCAUUAUAUUUUUCCAAGGAGAUCAACUAAAAACAAGAGUAAAGAAAAUUUGUGAAGGAUUUAGAGCAACACUUUAUCCAUGCCCAGAAGCUCCUGCGGAUCGCAGGGAAAUGGCAAUGGGUGUUAUGACACGAAUUGAGGAUCUUAAUACAGUUCUAGGACAAACACAAGACCAUCGUCAUAGGGUCUUAGUUGCUGCAGCCAAAAAUAUCAAGAAUUGGUUUGUUAAAGUUCGUAAAAUUAAGGCUAUUUAUCAUACAUUAAACUUAUUUAAUUUGGAUGUUACCCAAAAGUGUUUAAUUGCUGAAUGUUGGGUUCCUGUUCUUGAUUUAGAAAAUAUUCAACUGGCACUUCGCAGAGGAACUGAACGCAGUGGCAGUUCAGUGCCACCCAUAUUAAAUAGGAUGGAUACAUUAGAAGAUCCGCCAACUUACAAUAACACCAAUAAGUUUACGUCUGCUUUUCAGACACUUAUAGAUUCAUAUGGUGUUGCUUCUUACAGGGAAAUGAAUCCUGCACCUUACACCAUUAUAACCUUUCCAUUUCUCUUUGCUGUAAUGUUUGGUGAUAUCGGACAUGGACUUAUUAUGGCAACAUUUGGAGCUUGGAUGGUUUUAAAAGAAAAGCCGCUGGCAGCAAAGAAAUCUGAAAAUGAAAUUUGGAAUAUAUUUUUUGGAGGUCGAUAUAUAAUAUUAUUGAUGGGUAUGUUCUCGAUGUAUACUGGUUUGAUCUAUAACGAUGUAUUUUCUAAAUCACUGAAUAUAUUUGGAUCUAGUUGGAGAGUAGCUAAUCUCACAAAGGAAGACCUGAAGACUAUUGGCUCAGAUUAUACUCUAAAUCCAAUGACCACACAUGACUAUUCGGGGAAUCCAUAUCCUAUUGGACUGGACCCGGUUUGGCAACUGGCUGAGAAUAAAAUCAUAUUCCAGAACUCCUUUAAGAUGAAAAUAUCAAUUAUUAUUGGUAUUAUUCACAUGUUGUUUGGAGUUAUUAUGAGUCUUUUUAACCAUUUGUAUUUUAAAAAUAUGGUUGGCAUUUUCGCAGAAUUCAUCCCACAAAUUGUUUUCCUCGUUUUUCUAUUCUUUUAUAUGGUGAUACUGAUGUUCAUAAAAUGGUUGAAGUAUUUUGCAAAUAUAGAAAAAAAGGAUUUCAUUUAUGGUACCAGAUGUGCUCCGUCUGUAUUGAUAACAUUCAUUAAUAUGAUACUGAAUAAUAAAACUCCCUUUGAGAAGGAAUGUCUGACCUCUGACAUGUUCCCUGGACAAAUUUAUUUACAAAGAUUCCUUCUUGCCUGUGCUUUUAUAUGUAUCCCCUGGAUGCUUCUUGCCAAACCUCUUUAUAUAAUGAGAAGCCGAAAGAAUACUAGUUAUUCGGUAUCCCAUCAACAAAUGCAGUCAGCUACAGAAAAUGGUGAUGCUGAACAACCAAUCCACAAUAACACAUCACAAGCUCCUGUUGCCCACGGAGGACACGAGGAGCAAUCUCUUGAUGAAGUAUUUAUUCAUCAAGGUAUUCACACCAUCGAAUAUGUCUUGGGAUCAGUUUCCCACACUGCUUCAUAUCUCCGUCUAUGGGCAUUGUCUCUUGCGCAUGCACAGCUCUCAGAAGUACUGUGGAAUAUGGUGUUAAGUAAAGGUUUAACAGUUGAUGGUUGGGUAGGGGGAGUUGCACUAUAUGUAAUCUUCGGUUUGUGGGGAAUCCUAACUGUAUCCAUUUUAGUUCUCAUGGAAGGACUUUCUGCAUUCUUGCAUACUCUACGUUUACAUUGGGUGGAAUUUCAAAGUAAAUUCUAUUCAGGAAAUGGUUAUAGUUUUCAACCAUUUUCAUUUGAGAUUAUUCUGGAUUCUGCUACCCAGGCUAAAGAAGAAGUUUAAAUAUUAUGUAGAGAAUUUAUCUUGUAAUGCAUGUUAACUAAUUGUACUUAAGUAUAAUUUUAAAUGAACUAUGCAUGUGUAGUACCUCUUUGACAAUUUUGUUUCAAUAACAUUAAUAAUAAUCGAUGUAAACUUAUAAUGAAUAAACUGUAUAAGAGGC